Messenger RNA from Nicotiana tabacum (common tobacco), 1245 nucleotides. The record is from RefSeq and is a predicted model, not a curated record. NCBI's taxonomy places the organism in Eukaryota, Viridiplantae, Streptophyta, Magnoliopsida, Solanales, Solanaceae.
AUGACCGAGCUUGUUGGCUCUCAUACUGCAUCCAUUCAAAAAUUGGAGAUGCAAAUGAGAGACCUCUCUAGGGAACAAAAUCCGAAACAAAAAGGGACACUUCCAAGGGACACAAUUGCGAACCCAAAGGAUAGUGGGAGUGGUCCAACUUAUCAUAUCAUGGCAAUUACUACUCAGAGUGGGAAGGUACUACAAGGAAGGAGUGAACAAGUGGUUGAAGUAGAAGAGUCCGAACAUGAGGUUGAGGUUGAAGAGCCAAGUGUUGUUGAAGUUGAAAAGGUUCCGGAAGAAUUGAAAGUGCAAGAAGAAAAACUGGGAAGAGGUAAAGGAAAAGCAUUUCAAGAGAUGUCAGGUUUUGCUAAAUAUUUAAAAGACUUGAUUACCAAGAAGAGAACCACCAAGAAUGAAGUGGUGAAUCUGACUCACAGGGUUAGUUCCAUCAGUGCAACAUCCACCGUUGAAAAGAAAGAAGACCCGGGAGCUUUCACCAUUCCUUGUACUUUUGGGGCACAUGAUUUUGCAAGAGCCCUUUCUGAUAAUGUGACUAGCAUCAACUUAAUGCCUCUUGCCAUUUACAAGCAAGCAGAGUUAGGUAUGCCAAAUCCCACAAGUAUGAGAUUGCAAAUGGCUGAUCGUUCCAUAAAGAGACCGGUGGGAAUUGUCGAUGAUGUGCUUGUUAAAGUGGGAAAGUUUCAUUUACCUGCCGAUUUUGUAAUCCUUGAUUGUGUGGUUGACAAAGAGAUACCUAUCAUCUUGGGGAGACCAUUCCUUGCCACAGGAAGAGCACUAAUGGAUUCAGAACGGAAUGAGAUCAAAUUUCGUGUUAAUGAUGAAGAGGUUACAUUCCAAGCAAGCAAGGGUAUGAAACUACCACUUGAAUAUGAAAGCAUCUUGGUGAUUGAUGUUGUUGAUGAAGUGGAAGAUGCUGUUGAAAUGAAGAUGGAAGAACAAUGCCUCGGUGAGGCAUUGGCAGCUAUUUUGGUGAACUUUGAUGGUGAAGAUAUGGAAGGAUAUAUGGAAUCAGUCAAUGCAUUGGAGGGGCUUGGGUCCUACACUUAUGCUCCAACGAAGCUCACUCUCGACUUGGAGAAUAGAGACACUCCUCCCGCAAAGCCUUAUAUUAUUGAGCCACCGCAACUAGAGCUCAAACCGCUUCCACCACACUUGAGGUAUAAAUUUCUUGGCUCAAAUGAUAGUUUACCGGUAAUCGUUUCUUCUUUGUUUAAUGAUGUGCAGGUAGAAUAA